AUGCCAAAACAAAGGUCAGGCAACUUGUCAUCAGGGAAAUGCUAUUUGCGGAUGAUCCAACAGUGGGACAAGACAAUGGGACAGGGCAAAGAAAAUCCCCCCUCUAUCACUAUCAACAACUAUACAAUGGAAGCUGUAAAUACCUUCACCUACCUUAGGUCCACCUUUACUGACAACCUGUCACUCAAUGCUGAGCUCAGUGGUUGCAUCGGUAAAGCUGCCUCAACUUUUGGGAAGCUCACAAACAGAGUAUGGAACAAUGGAAAACUCACUGUCCAUACCAAGGUGCAAGUGAACAGAGCCUGUGUCAUCAGCACACUCCUGUAUGGUAGCAAGUCCUGGACCCUUUAUUCCCACCAAGAGUGA
This is a messenger RNA of Xyrichtys novacula (pearly razorfish), 366 nucleotides long. Lineage: Eukaryota; Metazoa; Chordata; Actinopteri; Labriformes; Labridae. The record is from the annotation of a GenBank genome assembly.